This is a messenger RNA of Salvelinus sp. IW2-2015, 944 nucleotides long. The record is from RefSeq and is a predicted model, not a curated record. Lineage: Eukaryota; Metazoa; Chordata; Actinopteri; Salmoniformes; Salmonidae.
CUCUGACGUCACGCCCCACGAACUCGCAGUAUGUACACAUUGGACCCUCGAGGAAGUUAGAAGAGGGAUAUGACAAGCCUACACGCCGUAUAGACCAGUGCUUCGCCACCAACCCACAGAGGGAACUGCGACUAACUGACAGCGAAGAAGACGAAGAAUGCCGAGGAGAAAACAAUCAAACCCACAGCCCGUCAAAUGUAUGACAGUGUUCUCUCUAAGUGAUGACGGCACCAGCCUUCCAGCUUCGGGUGACUCAGCCUUCCCAGCAUUCCUCUCCUGUAAGGGGUGUCGCCAAUUGAUGGGGGCCGACCUUGACCUGGGAGCAGGACUUGACUUGGGGGCGGGACUCUACUGCCUGAGCUGCGAAGAGGGCCUCCAAUCAGAAUCACACACAGCCAUGGAGGAUACCUCACAGGGGGAGGAGUCAACCCCGGCUGUCCAUUCCAGUGGGGGGAAGGACAGGAAGAGGAAGAGGAGUAAGGCGGGUGAUGAAGAAGUCUGUAUGAAGCUGUACACGUGUUCUCUGUGUAGUUUCUCCUCUCGCUACUCCAACCAUCUAAAACGCCACAUGAGAACCCACGAUGGAGAGAAGCCCUACCGCUGUCCCCACUGCCCCUACGCCUCUACGCAGAGGGUCAACCUGCAGAGACACACACGCACACACACCGGGGAGAACGCUACCCUCUCGCAACGCCUGCACCUAUGCCUGUAGUUCCCUGGGGAACCUGCCGGAGGCACCAGCGCGCACAGCCAGGAGCCUCAGCCCCGGCCGCAACGCACACUGAAGAGACGCAGCAGAACGAAAACACACACACCCGAGAAAAUGGUGAAGGUAAGAGCAUACAGUCAGGCCGAGUACACACCACACACACUUAGACACACACACAGAGGUAAUGUGUUCCAGAAAGAGGACUGUUUUCUUUGAACGUUCUAGCCUGUAGCCU